AUGGAUUGGAAUAGGAUCAUCUUCAUGGAAAACCGAUACAGACAUCAAAGCAAUUCCAGAAAUCUGCCCAUUGUACCAGCUGGUUGCAGUUUGGUAAAUGAACAGAAAAACCAAACUCAGAUUCUUGUCCAUCAGACCGGGUCGGCCGAGGGGACCCUCGGGGACGAAUCGGGUAAUCCAGAGUCUCAAAAAAAGUCUGGAAGAGCACGAACUUCUCAACGUGUGUGUCUGACUUUGGACAUCCAAAUGGGUUUCUCUUCUUCAAGCCAAGACGAAAGGACUGAGGAGGACUACUACAAGAUACUGCAAGUUUCGAGCGAUGCCAGUCCUGCAGAACUCAGGGCCUCCUACCUGAGACUGAUCAAACUUCACCAUCCCGACAAGCUCAACCAACCAUCCCAGUCCCACGAUCCAUCACCACUCCCUCAGCCUAGUGGUCACUCUCAACUGACCGCAGAACAUCGGUUCGCUCAAGACUUGAUUCAUGCUUAUUCGAGCUUGAUUGACCCUGUUCGGAGGACAGAAUACGAUCUCAAGCGGCUCCAAUCAUCUCCGGGACACGAACAAGUGUCAUCUUCGACAACACAGACGAAGAUCGUCUCGCAAGUCCUCGAUCUUUCCGAAUUCACACAACUGGAGCAUGAAGGACAACAGCAUCCCGACGCAGAGCGAUUCGUGUUCCCCUGUAGAUGCGGAGGACAGUUCCUGAUCACGGAAGAUCAGAUGGAGGCCGGGAUCGAGACCAUCGGGUGUGAUGGAUGCAGCUUGACUGUCAGAGUCGAAUACCAGUGCUUAUAAUCCCUCCUCAGAAAAACCCCAUGCCAGAAUCUUCCGCCCCCCCCCCAAAAAAAAACCCAACUAUGUUUGAAUUCGUAUUUCGAUUGUAGGUAAAUCUGUCAUCCUCCCUGAUCUGUUUUACUUGGGUACCUGUGAAUUUCCGGAUGAGGGUAUACUCAUUGAAUUAAUGAUAUACCCCCCCCUUAAUCCUAAGCUUAAAUAACAGGAGCAUACUCAGGAAGAGUCUGAUCCAUCCAAACGAAAUAGAACAUCUAGUGAAGCUAUGACUAUAAUCUUAGCUGUCUGCUCAUCCAAAAGUUAAAUGA
Messenger RNA from Puccinia graminis f. sp. tritici CRL 75-36-700-3, 1103 nucleotides. RefSeq lists its product as uncharacterized. The record is from RefSeq and is a predicted model, not a curated record. The transcript is spliced from 2 exons. Gene Ontology annotation, molecular function: metal ion binding. Bases 1 to 798 code for a protein of 265 amino acids. NCBI's taxonomy places the organism in Eukaryota, Fungi, Basidiomycota, Pucciniomycetes, Pucciniales, Pucciniaceae. Gene Ontology annotation, biological process: protein histidyl modification to diphthamide.